CGUGUCUCUCCUCCCUCCGGAGGGUUUUGUGUUCCCCUCGGAAGGGUUUUUGUUGAAAUUCCACCAGAACCCUUCGCUUCUGCUCAACCAUGAAGCUUCUCCUUCAAUCCAUUACAGGCUACCACAGAUCUCUGCUCCGAGCUCUGGGACGUCGGCGAUUCUCCACUGAGACGGCGGAGUACUCGAAGAGAAACUACGCCAACAAUGUCUCCGAGUACAACACCGUCAUCGGCUCUCUCACCGCUCAACGAAGACAUUUUCUGUUGAGAGAUGCGUACGAUGACAUGAUGUUGGACGGGGUGCAGCCGUCUCGAGACGUGUUUCACUCGCUGAUAGUUGGGACGAUGAAAGGUGGUCGCUUGCAGGACGCUUUCUUCUUCAGGGAUGAAAUGAAAGCCAUGGGUUUGCUCCCUGAUGUUGCUCUAUACAACUUCUUGAUCUCUACCUGUGGGAAAUGCAAGCAUUCUGAUCAUGCAAUUCAUAUUUUGGAAGAAAUGAAGAUUAAUGAAGUAAAACCGACUGGACAAACUUACAUCUGUCUACUCAAUGCAUAUGCAGCAUCUGGCCGCUUAGAUCGAGUGUAUGCAAUUGUACGUGAUAUGACUGCAGCUGGUCUUGGUUUAAACAAAUUCUGCUAUGCUGGACUUAUAACUGCACACAAAAACAAGACACCAAUGACAGAUGAUACACCUACUAAAAUCAUUGAGCUUGUUGAGCAGUCAAAAGGGUGGUCAUCUGUUGAAGCAUCAAGCGAUAUUGCAGAGAAUGUCAUGAUGGGUGUAUCUGAAGAAGAGUUAUACAAUAUCCCCACUGCUGAAUAUGUUCACAGGCGUGGUGGGUUCAUGAAUAAGCAAUUGACUGUUUAUCAUGUUGCAUUUCACGCUUGUGCUGACCUUAGAAAUGUGGAGGCUAUGGAAAUUCUUCUGGAGAUGCUGAAAAAGGAUGGUAAAUAUCCUGAUGUCUUCAUUGUGAUGCAAACUAUGAGGUGCUAUCUACAUUCUGGAGGCCUAGAUCAAGGUCUGAAAACCUUUGAAGACUACAUGAAUUCAGGGAAGCCCGCAAUGAUUGAGCUAUACGUGACACUUGUUGAAGGAGCGAUGGUCGGGUAUACUGAGAAGGGAAUGCAACUUGCGCAGGACACACUGGUGAAGAUGAAGUCUAGGAACUUUUUCUUGAGCCUCAAAAUGGGAAGUGAUCUUCUCAUUGCAGCUUCUGGUGAAAAGACUGGUGGAUUUACCACUGCCAAUUAUAUCUGGGAUCUGAUGCAAGCACGCCGAAUUACCCCAUCACUUCCUGCUGUAGAAGCCUAUUACAAUGGAUUAAAAGAACGCGAGAUACCAGAAGAUGAUCCAAGACUCCUACUAGUCUCAAGGACUUUAGACAACUUGCGCCUAAGAUUUAGACCAGGACCAGGACGAACAUAGCUUGAAAAUGAGAGGCGGCAUCUUGGAGGAGCGCACGUUGAUCUUGUGGGAUUCAUUGACUUGUUCUUAAAAUUCUGUGGUCGAAGGGAACCUAUCGACAUUAUCGCUGUCUGGGGCAUUCAGUCCAGUCACUCUUUGUAUUUCUUAGAUUCUUCAUUCAAUCUUGUAUUGGAGAAAAAAUAUUUGUUCCAUCCAACAGCAUCUGCUGUCAUAGUGCUAUUCGAUGCUGUGCGAGUGUGUUUUCUAUUUUGAAGCCCUACUUUGUAAAUAUUCACAUGAUGUAGAAGGUUCAUAAACAAAGUCUUUCCUUCACUUAGUUGCCUAAAUAUCAUCUGUGAAUGAGACUCCGAUUUUCCUGUAAAAGUAGUUUGCAUUAUCUAAUAAUAUUAUUCAAAAUUUGGUUUA
Messenger RNA from Malania oleifera, 1829 nucleotides. Its product is annotated as pentatricopeptide repeat-containing protein At4g35850, mitochondrial. Bases 90 to 1424 code for a protein of 444 amino acids. Gene Ontology annotation, molecular function: protein binding. The record is from RefSeq and is a predicted model, not a curated record. The transcript is spliced from 14 exons. Lineage: Eukaryota; Viridiplantae; Streptophyta; Magnoliopsida; Santalales; Ximeniaceae. Gene Ontology annotation, cellular component: mitochondrion.